GGUUGAGCAAGUCCUUCAUUCAUCCCAAGCUUCGUCUCAAAGUUUGUAGUAGCGCUUGGUGUCGUGAUGACGAGGAGCACUUACCUUGUUGUGGCCCUCCUGGCCUCGGUGCUUCUGGUGGUGAGCUUCUGCAAUGCCCAAUUCCAAGAGAACCCUGGCCUCCUGCUGCCGAGCCAAGGGGAUGGAAUGGAGGUAGGGAAGAAGAAGCCAUGGCCGUGCUGUGACAUGUGCAAAUGCACCAGGUCGAUGCCGCCGCAGUGCCAGUGCUAUGACGUGUUGGUGGGCGGCUGCCACCGCAACUGCAAGAGCUGCUUCUGCACCAGGUCGAAUCCGCCCUCCUGCCGCUGCACGGACGUCAUCUACGAAGACUGCGGCAAGCGCUGCCACCCGGAGGCCUAGCCCCGCCAUCCGCUGCCGAGUUGCGUGCGUGAUGGAUGCAUCACGGAUUCGCCCAAAUAAGAGCCGCAAAUGUCACCACCUUACAUAUCUCCUAUGCAACGCUUGUCAUAACCUUAUCAGUAGCGAACUUGAACCUCUCGAACCUCUCGAGCCACAGUGUUACGAAAAUGUAAUCGGCUCAUCUUUGAAUAAAUGCAAAUCGCAGCGUCAAUCAUUAGUGAUGAUCAAA
Molecule: messenger RNA, 628 nt
Organism: Musa acuminata subsp. malaccensis (wild Malaysian banana)
Lineage: Eukaryota; Viridiplantae; Streptophyta; Magnoliopsida; Zingiberales; Musaceae
Source: RefSeq, a predicted model, not a curated record